GAAAAUAAAAUUCAUCUCUAUCACAAACCAACCAAGAUAGCUGAAUCAGUUCCUAUCGAUUUGUGUAAGUUUUAUCCUUAUCAGCUCUCAGCUCAUCUCUCCCAAUCUCUCUGAUCAUCCAGCUCCAUUCCCAAUAUUGUUGACAGUAGAUCUCAUGCGUCACGGCGUUUAAACGAAUCAAAUACCUUUUGAGAAUCAGAAGAUCUCACUUUAUGGCGGAUAUGACUGAAAAGGACGUUCCUUUCGCGGUUGAAGAUAUUGUUCAGACGCCUUUACCUGGUUAUGUAGCCCCAACUGCAGUCAGCUUUAGUCCUGAUGACUCUUUGAUCACUUACUUGUUUAGCCCUGAAGAGAAUUUGAAUAGGAGGGUGUAUGCCUUUGAUGUGAAUAAAGGUGAAUCUAGUUUGGUUUUUAGUCCUCCUGAUGGUGGAGUUGAUGAGAGCAACAUUUCACCGGAAGAGAAGCUAAGAAGGGAGAGGUCGCGGGAGCGUGGAUUAGGAGUAACCCGGUAUGAAUGGGUCAAGACUAACUUAAAGAUGAGAUUCAUUGUGGUUCCUUUACCUGCCGGGGUGUAUAUGAAGGAUCUUUCUUCAUCACCAAAUCCGGAGCUUAUAGUUCCAAGUUCUCCGAAAUCUCCAAUCAUCGAUCCUCGUCUAUCUCCUAAUGGCUUAUUUCUUGCAUAUGUAAGAGACUCCGAGUUGCAUGUCUUCAAUUUGUUAAAAAACCAGACACAACAGCUAACAAACGGUGCCAAUGGAAGUACUCUGACUCAUGGUCUUGCUGAAUACAUAGCUCAGGAGGAGAUGGAUAGGAGGAAUGGGUAUUGGUGGUCUUUAGAUAGCAAGUUUAUCGCCUAUACAGAAGUCGACUCCUCAGAGAUUCCUUUGUUCAGAAUAAUGCACCAGGGAAAAAGCUCAGUUGGUUUAGAGGCGCAAGAAGAUCAUGCUUAUCCUUUUGCAGGAGCUCUAAAUUCCACUGUUCGUCUCGGGGUAGUUUCUUCAGCUGGUGGUGGGAAGACGACUUGGAUGGAUCUUGUCUGUGGAGGAAGAGCGAAUACAGAGAAUGAGUAUCUUGGUAGAGUCAGUUGGAUGCCCGGGAACGUUCUCACAGCGCAGGUUCUGAAUAGGUCGCAGAGUAGACUGAAAAUCAUCAGGUUUGACAUAAAGACUGGUCAAGGAAACAUACUGCUGACUGAAGAAUCCGACACGUGGGUGAGUUUACAUGACUGUUUUACCUCUCUGGACUCAGUUCCUUUGUUGAGAGGUACAGGAGGAUUCAUUUGGGCCAGCGAGAGGACCGGUUUCAGACAUUUGUAUCUUUAUGAGUCUGAUGGGACAUGCCUUGGAGCUAUUACUAGCGGUGAAUGGAUGGUUGAGCAAAUCGCAGGUGUAAAUGAGCCGAUGAGUCUGGUGUAUUUCACAGGAACCCUUGAUGGACCACUUGAGACUAAUCUUUACUGCACAAAGCUGGAAGCUGGAGAUGCAUCUCGGUAUCAACCCAUGAGGCUUACACAUGGGAAAGGAAAACAUAUCGUUGUGCUCGAUCACCAGAUGAAGAAUUUUGUUGACAUUCAUGAUUCAGUUGAUUCACCUCCGCGGGUUUCUCUUUGCUCUUUGAGUGAUGGAACCGUGCUCAAGAUUCUUUACGAGCAGACAUCUCCCAUACCAAUACUGAAAAGCCUUAAACUCGAGCCUCCAGAUUUUGUUCAAAUACAAGCGAAUGACGGAAAGACGACGCUGUACGGCGCAGUUUACAAACCCGACAGUUCGAAAUUUGGUCCUCCUCCAUAUAAAACAAUGAUCUACGUUUACGGAGGUCCCAGCGUUCAGUUGGUCUAUGAUUCUUGGAUUAAUACAGUCGACAUGAGGACACAGUACCUGAGAAGCAGAGGCAUCUUAGUUUGGAAGCUUGAUAACAGAGGAACUGCACGACGUGGGCUGAAAUUUGAAUCUGGGAUCAAGCAUAAAUGUGGAUAUGUUGAUGCAGAAGAUCAAGUCACCGGAGCCAAAUGGCUAAUUGACCAAGGCCUGGCUAAACCGGACCACAUUGGGGUAUACGGUUGGAGUUACGGUGGGUACCUCUCAGCUACACUCUUGACCCGAUACCCUGAGAUCUUUAACUGCGCAGUCUCGGGUGCUCCUGUUACAUCUUGGGAUGGCUAUGACUCAUUCUACACCGAAAAAUACAUGGGACUUCCCACGGAGGAGGAGCGAUACCUGAAAAGCUCGGUAAUGCACCAUGUCGAGAACCUAACGGAUAAGCAGAAGCUGAUGUUAGUACACGGGAUGAUCGAUGAGAAUGUGCAUUUCAGACACACGGCUAGGCUUGUGAACGCGCUUGUCGAAGCGGGUAAGAAGUAUGAGUUGUUGAUAUUUCCUGAUGAACGACAUAUGCCACGGAGGGAAAAGGACCGGAUAUAUAUGGAACAGAGGAUUUGGGAGUUUAUAGAUAAGAACUUGUGAUUGUGAAGGUACUUUCACAAACAUUGUUGCUUAAUUUUUUUUUUUCUCACAUUCUUUUUUAUUUCUUUAUUACAUGAAUAAAUGGUGUUAUCUCUCAUUCCUAAUCAAUGAUUCGUUUCUACGGCA
This is a messenger RNA of Capsella rubella, 2588 nucleotides long. Its product is annotated as dipeptidyl aminopeptidase 4. Gene Ontology annotation, biological process: proteolysis. The transcript is spliced from 6 exons. Bases 213 to 2462 code for a protein of 749 amino acids. NCBI's taxonomy places the organism in Eukaryota, Viridiplantae, Streptophyta, Magnoliopsida, Brassicales, Brassicaceae. Gene Ontology annotation, molecular function: dipeptidyl-peptidase activity; serine-type peptidase activity. The record is from RefSeq and is a predicted model, not a curated record.